CGCCACACUUAUCGAUAAGUGCGAUAGGCAGGCAUCGAGGACCAACGGACCGAUAGGCUUGGUCAAAUGAAAACAUUUGGCGAGAAAAACGCGGAAAUUGUCAAUUAAUCCGUGCAAUCACAGGAUGGGGGACCAACAGCAGCUGAUCCUGGCCACCGGUGGUUAUGACCACACCAUAAAGGUGUGGCAGGCGCACACGGGCAACUGCAUAAAGACGAUGAGAUUCGUGGAGACCUCGCAAGUGAAUGCGCUAGACAGGACACCGGAUAAGACGCGACUGGCGGCGUGCGGAUACCAGUGCAUCCGGCUGUACGACCUCGAGUCCAACUGCACCGCACCGGUGAUCAAUUUCGAUGGCGUGCAAAAGAAUGUGACGCGACUGGGCUUCCAGGAGGACGGAAAUUGGAUGUUCACCGCCGGCGAGGAUCAUCACGUGCGUAUCUGGGACAUGAUCGCCGCACCGCCACACUGUUCCCGGGUCUUCGAUUGUGAGGCGCCGGUGAAUGCCGCCUGUUUGCAUCCCAACCAGGUGGAAAUCGCCAUGGGCUCACAGAAUGGCAGCGUCUUUCUGUGGGACGUCAAGUCGGAGCGGCACGAACGCAUCGUGCCCGAGGUGGACGCGUCCAUUCAGGAUGUGGCCAUCUCGCCGGAUGGCAGAUACUUGGCGGCGGCCAAUAACAAGGGCAACUGCUACAUAUGGUCGCUGACCAGUCAGGAUCAGAAGAUGAGCACGCUGCACCCGACGAAGAAGAUUCAGGCCCACUCGCGAUACAUACUGCGCUGCAAAUUCAGUCCCGAUUCCAGGCUACUGCUGACGACCUCCGGCGAUGGCACUGUGUGCAUUUGGAAGACGGAUGACUUUAGCAAAUGGCGCGAGCUGCGCAUCGAGAACUAUUGGGUGUGGGAUGCCGCCUUUAGCGCCGAUUCCAAAUGGCUGUUCACCGCCUCAUCCGACGGCAUUGCACGACUGUGGAAGCUGCAAACGAAGAGUACCAUCAGGGACUAUACCGGUCACACCAAGGCCAUCACUGCCUUGUCCUUCAAGGACGAGAUCGUGGGCAAAUAGCAUUAGUUGUAGUAGUAGUAGAAGCUAGCGUCUAGAGUAUAGGCACAUUGUAAGUGGCUCCUGGUGGCGGAUUUUCAUUUGGCUUUCCCCAAAGAUUGGCCUACUAAUUUCAGUCAUUCUACCAAUUAGCUGGCUAAAAUCCACACAAAAUUGAUGGCAAUUUUAAUGUUUGUGAAGCAACGCGGUUUUAGUUCUGCUUAAGUUUCCAAUUGGGUGCACAUUUAUAAAAUGCUAAUUCAUAGUCUCAAAAUUUAUAUCCAAAAUGUUUGAAAAACUGCCAGCAGUGCUCAUUAAAUCACUUCCGAACCUAUUACGAUCUAUCUUAAGCCAGUUAUAUCGACAAUUAUCUCAAAUGUACAAUUAUCCGCAAACCGCCAACCCAGCGAGACAAUCCGCCAGGAACAAAUAAUGUGGCAUUUUUUUAAAGCUGUGGGGAAAGUAGCAACACGACAACUGAACUGAACUGAAGCAUCAACUAAAACAACAUCCACAACAAUUGAACCGAUUAAUGAGAAUACCUCUGAAAAUGCGCGCUUGGCUUUUGUAGCGACUUUUUCAUAAUUUAUAAACCUUUGAUACAUAAUUAUAUUACGACUAAAUCGUUUGUACGCAAAAUGCAAUUUGAAUAAAAAUCUUACCAGCGUACAUAUACAUACAAUACAGAAAUUGAAAAA
Molecule: messenger RNA, 1740 nt
Organism: Drosophila simulans
Lineage: Eukaryota; Metazoa; Arthropoda; Insecta; Diptera; Drosophilidae
Gene: Lst8
Product: protein LST8 homolog
Exons: 2
Coding region: 125-1066 (313 amino acids)
Biological process (GO): TOR signaling; regulation of actin cytoskeleton organization
Cellular component (GO): TORC2 complex; TORC1 complex
Molecular function (GO): protein binding
Source: RefSeq, a predicted model, not a curated record